CCGGGAAGAAGAAGAAGAAGAAGAAGAAGAAGAAGAAGAAGAAUAUCAGGCGGUGUUUAUAUAUGUCAAUGGGUGUAUCCAGUGUGUUGACAGACUCGAGAAACGAAGGUAGUCUCGUGUUAACAUGACGUCUCCAGAGAUCGCCUCUCUUUCCUGGGGCCACAUGACAGUGAAGGGCUGCUCCUCCAGCUACAAGGACUGUAAGGUCUGGCCUGGAGGCAGCCGGGCCUGGGACUGGAGAGAGACUGGGACCAACCAUUCCCCGGGAGUACAACCUGCAGACCUGGAGGAGGUGCUGAAGAAGGGAAUAGACUUGCUGGUCAUCGGCAGAGGCAUGAGCGAAGCUCUGCAGGUUCCCUCCUCCACUCUGGACUUUGUGAUGCAGAAAGGCGUCGACGUCCGAGUCCUGCAGACGGAGAAGGCCGUGGCCGAGUACAACAAACUGGCCGGCCAGGGUGCCAAGGUGGGGGGGGUCUUCCACUCCACCUGUUGAUUAGGUCACGCUCGCACCGCUGCACCAACGGAGAUGACCCCCGCAGGAUAUAGUGUAGAGCCGCCGCUAUCUGUAGCAUUACGUAAAGGGACCCGUCGCUGCAGCUGGGCUCAGAGCCACCAGAGACCUUUGGGAUUUGUUUAACCCUUGUGUUGUCUCCGUCUGUUUUGCCUGUUUUUAGAAAGCAUAAAGUAUACAUCUUUUGAGCCAACUUCAUUCCAACUUAUCACCGCUAGUUUUACACUUAUGUUUGUAAUUCAUGGUCAGUAAACCUCCAUUUAUAUUAAAUGAUGCCUAAUUUUGAGUUAAAAAAACCCCCCAGAAAUUAUGAAUUACUUUAGCUAAUAAUUAAGAUCAGAGGAACGUACGUUGAUGCAUAGUUAGAGCAGUUUCGUGUAUGGAACUAUUCAUGUUAUUUUUGGGCAGUUUGGUUGAAAGAAACCUAUAUUUUGGAAUACAGAAACUUUGAAAACGGGUCAAAUUUGACCCGAGGACAACACAAGGGUUAAAAGAGAAUAAAAAAAAUAAAAAACCACAGCGCUUUCCCCACUAAACGGGAAUGUUAACGUGCGCAGCCCGAUGCUCUGGCAAUACGAGACUAGGGUAAGAUUGAAUCAUCUUAAUGUCCAGUUUAUUGUUGUAUAAUUUAAAAUGUUACUUUUGGUUUAAAUUGAACAUUUCAUUUUAGCGGGUAAUUUUGUGAAAUGUUGCGUCUACUGCAAUCCCCACUGUUCAACUGUCAGCUAAAAGAGUGAUCAUGUGGUGGGGGUGUGGUUGGUAAAAGCUAAUGAGUGGACAGUUCAGUUCAAUGUGUUUCUGCUUGUUUGCUACGCUAAAUAAAACUAGAGAAAUGAAUCCUCUCCA
Molecule: messenger RNA, 1357 nt
Organism: Perca flavescens (yellow perch)
Lineage: Eukaryota; Metazoa; Chordata; Actinopteri; Perciformes; Percidae
Gene: aamdc
Product: adipogenesis associated, Mth938 domain containing
Exons: 4
Coding region: 125-493 (122 amino acids)
Biological process (GO): positive regulation of fat cell differentiation
Cellular component (GO): cytoplasm
Source: RefSeq, a predicted model, not a curated record